AUGAACCGUCAAUUCACCUGCAAGCCUGGAGCUGGCAACAGGGGCUUCAGCGGCUGCUCAGCUGUGCUGUCCAGCAGCUCAUCCUCUUACCGGGCAGGGGGCAAAGGGCUCGGUGGGGGCUUCAGCAGUCGGAGCCUCUACAGCCUGAGGGGUGCCAGGAGCAUCUCCUUCAAUGUGGCUGGCGUUAGCGGGCGCACAGGGGGAUAUGGGUUUGGACGGAAUAGGGCGAGUGGCUUUGCUGGUAGUAUGUUUGGCAGUGGGGCUCUGGGGCCUUCAAACCCAUCCCUGUGUCUGCCGGGAGGCAUCCACCAGGUCACUGUCAACAAGAGCCUGCUGGCUCCACUCAAUGUGGAGCUGGACCCGGAGAUCCAGAAAGUGCGCGCGCAGGAGCGGGAGCAGAUCAAGGCUCUGAACAACAAGUUCGCCUCCUUCAUCGACAAGGUGCGCUUCCUGGAGCAGCAGAACCAGGUGCUGGAGACCAAGUGGGAGCUGCUGCAGCAGCUGGACCUGAACAACUGCAGGAAGAACCUGGAGCCUGUGUAUGAGGCCCAUAUCAGCAGCCUGCAAAAGCAGCUGGAUACUCUGUCUGGGGACAGGGUGAGGCUGGACUCGGAGCUGAGGGGCAUGCGAGAUGCUGUGGAGGACUGCAAGAAGAGGUAUGAAGAAGAAAUAAACAAGCGUACAACCGCUGAGAAUGAAUUUGUGGUGCUUAAGAAGGAUGUGGAUGCAGCAUACAUGAGCAAGGUGGAGCUGCAGGCCAAGGUGGACGCUCUGGAUGGAGAGAUCAAGUUCCUCAAAUGUCUGUACGAAGGGGAGAUUGCUCAGAUGCAGUCCCACAUCAGCGACACAUCUGUCAUCCUGUCCAUGGACAACAACCGCAAUCUGGACCUGGACAGCAUCAUUGCCGAAGUCCGUGCUCAGUAUGAAGACAUUGCCUUGAAGAGCAAAGCCGAGGCUGAGAUGGUGUACCAGACCAAGUUCCAGGAGCUGCAGCUGGCAGCUGGUCGCCAUGGGGAUGACCUCAAACACACCAGGAACGAGAUCUCUGAGUUGACCCGGCUCAUCCAGAGACUGCGAUCAGAAAUUGAGAAUGUGAAGAAGCAGUGCUCCAAUCUGGAGAUGGCCAUUGCUGAUGCUGAGCAGAGGGGAGACUGUGCCCUCAAGGAUGCCCGGGCCAAGCUGGAUGAGCUGGAGGGUGCCCUGCACCAGGCCAAGGAGGAGCUGGCUCGGAUGAUGCGCGAGUACCAGGAGCUGAUGAGUGUGAAGUUGGCACUGGACAUUGAGAUCGCCACCUACCGCAAGCUGCUGGAGGGCGAGGAGUGCAGGAUGUCUGGGGAACACACCAGUGCUGUGAGCAUCUCAGUUAUCAGCAGCUCCACUCCUGGGGCCGGUUCAGGGGCCAGUUUUGGAUUCAGUAGCACUGGCAACUAUGGCUACCGGACCAGCUCUGUCGGUGGGGGCUACAGCAUACUGUCUGGGGGCUGUGUCACUGGUGGUGGGAAUUGCAGCUCCCGUGGAGAGACCAAGGCCAGACUGGGUAGUGCAAGUGAAUUUAAGGAUGUUUCAGGAAAGAACUUGGCUUUGGGCUCACCCACAAAGAAAACCAUGAGAUAAGCCAACAGUCAAUCCCUGCAUCUGCCCAGCCUUGGUUUUCUCUGUAUUCUCUUCUGUGACACCUUCUGUUCUAUUCACCAUCACUCAGUUCUUGCUUUCCUUUGUU
This is a messenger RNA of Alexandromys fortis (reed vole), 1720 nucleotides long. RefSeq names its product keratin, type II cytoskeletal 73. Gene Ontology annotation, biological process: intermediate filament organization; keratinization. The record is from RefSeq and is a predicted model, not a curated record. Gene Ontology annotation, cellular component: keratin filament. The coding region runs from base 1 to 1614 and encodes 537 amino acids. NCBI's taxonomy places the organism in Eukaryota, Metazoa, Chordata, Mammalia, Rodentia, Cricetidae. The transcript has 9 exons. Gene Ontology annotation, molecular function: structural constituent of skin epidermis.